This is a messenger RNA of Trichomycterus rosablanca, 3625 nucleotides long. Its product is annotated as huntingtin-interacting protein 1-related protein-like. Bases 1 to 3456 code for a protein of 1151 amino acids. Gene Ontology annotation, biological process: endocytosis; actin filament organization; clathrin coat assembly. The record is from RefSeq and is a predicted model, not a curated record. The transcript is spliced from 35 exons. Lineage: Eukaryota; Metazoa; Chordata; Actinopteri; Siluriformes; Trichomycteridae. Gene Ontology annotation, molecular function: clathrin-cargo adaptor activity; phosphatidylinositol-3,5-bisphosphate binding; actin filament binding. Gene Ontology annotation, cellular component: actin cortical patch; clathrin-coated vesicle.
AUGUCUUCUAAGAAUAAAAGUGAGAAAACGGACAAAACGGAAAAAGCCCUGGUAGCGGAAAAGGAACAAUUUGUCAAACUUCAGCUGCAAAGCAUUUCAAAGUGCCUCACGUCUACCGAGGCACCAAUCAAGGAUAAAUAUGGCCGCAGUAUUGUGUUAGGAACCCAUAAAGAAGGUGGAGCACUUACUUUCUGGUCCCACUCAGCAAGUCAGCCUCUGGCCAGCAACGCCAUUGUCAGCUGGAAGUUCUGUCAUAUGGUGCACAAACUCCUACGCGAUGGCCAUAGCAAUACCCUUCGAGAUAGCUGUGGACAUACACCAAGUAUUAAGCAGUUGGGAACUUUAUGGGGAAGCCUUCAUGACCGAUAUGGACAUCUUGUUGCUUUGUAUGCCAAGUUCCUGUGCCUUAAAAUCGACUUUCAUUGUAAGUAUACAGGAAUUCCACCAAAUCUUGAAGCUCCUGAUAAGACCCUGGAGAGGGUUAUUACAAUUGAUAUCAACCAAGUAUUUGAAAUGGCUAGUGAGGUGAUGGACUACAUGGAUGCAGCUCUCAUAUUACAAGAAACGGUUUUCAGACAACUUGAGUCCAACUCUGCGAGUUCGACCACUGCCGUGGGUCAGUGCCGUCUGUCCCCUCUGGUCCAGCUCAUCCAAGACUGCAACCUUCUCUAUUACUUCCUGGUCAAGCUCCUGUUCAAGCUACACAGUCGGAUAGCAGUGGAUGCCCUGUUAGGUCAUCGAGAGCGGUUCCGUGAGCAGUUCAACAGCAUUAGCCAGUUUUUUGAGAGAGCCCGAGGCCUGGAGUUCUUCAAAACAAUUGUACAGAUCCCUGAUUUUCCUGAUUCCCCUCCAAAUUUCCUGCGCACGGCUUCGUACUCAGACUACGCCAAGCCAGUGGUGUUUCGUAAUCGGUUACCUGAAGAUGACGACACAGAUGUUCAGCUAGAUGUUGGUAAAGCAGGAUACCCAAUGUUCCAUCCUUACACCCAGUAUGACCCGCUGAGUGAUGCAUCAAUGCAGAGUGAAACCGAGGCUGAGUCUUUAAGGAAGGAACUUCAAGCGAUGCAACCUGAGGUGCAGAUGUUCAAAGCAGAGGCCGUUCGUGCUGUGGCCCAGCUGAAGGAACAGGUAAAUAAGCUGGAGGCAGAAGUGGAUGAGCAACGCACCCACAAGCAGAUGGCUAAGGUGGAGAGUGAGCAGCUGCGUAUGGAGGUGGAGGCACUCAGGCAGCAGGCAGCAGUCGCCGCCAGCAUUCAGGCGUCUAUGGACGACGUAGGAAACCGGGUUCAAACCACCCAGAUGCAUUAUAACCGGCUUAAAGAGAAGCACGCAGAGCUGGUGACCAGGCAUGCCGACCUCAUGAGAAAGAAUGCAGACAUGGUGAAGGAGCUAGCCAGCACCCGACAAGCCAAGGAGGAACUGGUGAAGGCCAAUCAGCAGACAAUGGGGGAGCUGGAGAAACACAAACAGGAGAACAACUUAAAACUUGAAGCACAGAAGGUAGAAAUAAUCCAACUUAAGCAAGAACUGCAGACUGGAAAAGCUAAAAUAACUCAACUUCAGAGUGCUCUACAGAGCAAAGAAAAGGCCGGGGAUCAGCUGAGCAGUGUACUGGUGGGGCUCCAGGCUGAAAAGGAAAAACUGAUGCGUUCUAUGAAAGAUCAGGAAUCUGAGCUGGCUAACCUGCGUCAGGCUGUUCAACUCCAUCAAUCCACUCUACAGCAGGAGAAAGAGAAGAACCAGAGAGAGAUCGACUCAGUGCAGAGUCAACUACAGGACAGUCUGAAACGGGAGCAGGAACAGCAGCUGGAGAUCGCCCGACUCAAGCAAGAGCUACAGGAGAAGAGAGCAGAAGCAUCAAGUGCCCAAACUGCUCUUUACACCAGGGAGACGGCAGGACAAGAAAUGAGCAGUGCGCUGGUGGGGCUGCAGGCUGAGAAAGAAAAAUUGAUGCGUUCGGUAAAAGAGCAUGAAACUGAGCUCACUAACCUUCGUCAGGCCGCUCAGCUACACCAGGUCACCCUGCAGCAGGAGAGAGACGAGAACCAAAGAGAGAUCAACUCCCUGCAGAGCCAACUAAAGGCCAAGUCCAAUCAGGAGUCUAUGCUGCAGCAGAAAUUGCAGGAUGAGGAGUUUUGCUUGUUGCAGUGUGCAGUGGUGGAAUCAGAGGGAAUCAUUCUAAACGCCGUGGCCAAAGUUGACGACCCCAUGUACGUGCGCUGUGUUUCCACUCCGGAGUAUUUGAUCAAUCGGGCUGAGACGACCCUGCUGUCUAUUGAUAAAAUGCAGCAGAGCCAUGCUGACUAUGUGAGCAAUUUAGAUGAUGCCAGCGGGCUCCUGAGAGCAGUUACUCAGUUCUUCCACCUUGCAGCAGACACUAUAGUUAAUGGAGCUGCCACCUCCCACUCUGCACCCACUGACCAAGCUGACAGGCUCACAGAUAACUGCAGGGACUGUGCCACCAACUGUCUAAAGUUUCUUAAAGAUCUAAAGCUGAAAGCCACGCUGCAAAGGGCUGACCCGAGUGCCAUCCGCCAUGUGGUCCAGCAAAUCCUCAAUCAAGCUCAUGAACUGCACUGUAGUAAUGCAGAUAUUCAGAAAGCAGACCUGGAGGACAUGGUGGAUAAAGAGAUGGCUGCCACAUUCACAGCUAUUGAGGAUGCUGUUAUGAGGAUGGAGGAAAUAUUGAACCAAGCAAGAAGAGACACAUCUGGAUUGAAAUUGGAGGUUAACCAAAGCAUUCUGGGUUCCUGCUCUGAUUUGAUGAAAGCGAUACACAUGCUGGUCACAGCUGCUACUGAUUUACAGAAGGACAUUGUGGAGAGUGGUCGGGGCUCUGGUUCUGCGAAAGACUUCUAUGCCAAGAACUCCUGCUGGACUGAAGGGCUCAUCUCAGCCUCCAAGGCUGUAGGUUGGGAAGCUACGCAGAUGGUUGAGUCUGCUGAUAAAGUAGUAACAGACCGAGGUAAAUAUGAAGAGUUGAUAGUGAGCUCUCAUGAGAUUGCAGCAAGCACAGCCCAACUAGUAGCUGCUUCAAAGGUAAAGGCAGACCGAGGCAAUAAAAAGCUUCAUACGUUGCUGCAAGCCUCUCGUCAUGUAAAUGAUACGGCUGUGACUGUUGUGACCUCAACCAAAGCAGGACAGAUGCAAAUUGAAGAUAAGGAUCCCAUGGAUUUUUCUGGCAUGUCCCUGAUCAAGCUGAAAACGGAGGAAAUGGAUUCUCAGGUCAAAGUGCUGGAGCUGGAGACUCAGCUGUCCAAUGAACGACAGAGACUGGGAGAACUGAGGAAAAAACACUACGAGCUGGCUGGAGUUCCCCUCGAGCAGCCCGAGAUGGAUCUCAAUGGCUUUGUCAACGAUUUACUUUCAGUGAUGCCUAAACCACCUAAAAUUGCCUCAAAAAAGCCUUCCAUCUUUCAAAAAUCUGGCAGCCUCAUUAAGAGUAAAUUUAGAUAACAAAGUGGCGUACAGCUGAAACUAUGUCUGAAGAAAAUUUGGGGUCUGCUGGAAUGGAAUGCACCCUGUGUAGGGUGUUCCCGCCUCGUGCCCAGUGUUUCCCAGUGAUACUGGACCUGCCACAUCUGUGACCAGGAUAAAAAAGUUGAUGAACAUGAAAUUAAAUAAA